AUGACUGCUAAAGAUUGUCCAUCGUUGUGGGGCUUUGGAACAACAAAAACAUAUAAGAUCCCCAUUGAACAUUUGGAUUUCAAAUAUAUUGAAAAAUGUUCAGAUGUUAAACACUUGGAAAAAAUUUUUUGUGUGCUCAGAUCUGGCGAGGAAGGAUAUUACCCUGAACUUACAGAAUUUUGUGAAAAGCGUCUUACAGGCUUAGCUCCUCAAAGUAGGGCCUUGAGGAAAGAUAAGCCUGCAGCAACAGCAUCCAGUUUUACAGCAGAAGAAUGGGAACAAAUUGAUGGUGAUAUAAAGAGUUGGGUAUCCGAAAUCAAAAAGGAAGAAAAUAAAAUACACAUCUAUGAAACUGAAACAUUUCCAGCCAUGGAAGAGAAUUUGCCUCCAGUUCGUGGUUCAAACAGUUGUCUUCCUGUUGGCAAGGAUAAGUGUUCUAAAAAUAAACCAGCUAAAAAGAAAAUUCCAAGGGAUUAUGCAGAAUGGGAUAAAUUUGACGUGGAGAAGGAAUGUUCAAAAAUUGAUGGAGAUUACAAAGAAGACACUGUAAUAAACAAGUCACAUUUAUCUAAAAUUGAGACAAGAAUAGACAUAACAGGUUUAACUGAUAAGGAAAAGGAUUUUCUUGCUACUCAUGAAAAGGAAAAAGGAAAUGAAGCUUUCAACUCAGGGGAUUAUGAAGAGGCUGUAAUGUAUUAUACUAGGAGUCUAUCGGUUCUGCCUACUGUGGCUGCGUAUAACAAUCGAGCUCAAGCAGCAAUCAAGCUACAGAACUGGAACAGUGCUUUUCAGGAUUGUGAAAAGGUCUUGAAGUUAGAACCUGGAAACCUAAAGGCUCUUCUGCGCCGUGCCACUACGUAUAAACAUCAGAACAAGCUCCAGGACGCUGUAGAAGAUCUGCGACAAGUACUGGAUGUUGAACCUGAAAACGAGUUGGCUAAGAAAAUCUUGUCAGAAGUUGAAAGAGAUCUGAAAAAUGCUGCACCUGCAUCUAAGACUCAGACCAAAGGAAAAAGGAUGGUUAUUGAAGAAGUAGAAACUUCAGAAGAUGAAGAUGGAAAGGCCAGCGGAAGGAAACAUGAAGAAGGAAGAGGAGAUAAGAAGGCUGAGGAGCAGGCGGGAGCCCGGCAGGCUGGUGAGCUGUGCACCAUGGGCAACAUACAGAAGAAGUUCACCGGCAAAGGCGAAGGCAGCAAGCGGCCGGAGAGGGGCGCUCCAGGGCGGACACGGCCGCCUGGGCCCGGCGCAGACCAGCGGGGCUCGGCGACGACGUGCGGCGACAACGGGCACCCAGGUGGCGGGCAGGACACCCAGGACCCUACGGCGGCUAACGUGCCCCCAGCCGCCGCUGGCCUGAAGAACCAGGGCAACGAGCUGUUUAAAAGCGGGCAGUUCACCGAGGCAGCAUUGAAGUACUCGGAGGCGAUAGCACAGCUGGAGGCUGCAGGAAGUGAAAGUGCAGAUGAUCUAAGUAUCUUAUAUUCAAAUAGAGCAGCAUGUUGCCUAAAAGGAGGAAACUGCAGUGGCUGCGUUCAAGAUUGUAACAGGGCUCUGAAUCUUCAUCCAUUCUCAGUCAAGCCUCUUCUGCGGCGAGCUUUGGCCUAUGAAACUGUAGAACGGUAUCGGGAAGCUUAUGUGGAUUAUAAAACAGUGUUGAAAAUAGACUGUGGAAUCCAACUCGCACAUGCCAGUAUUAACAGGAUUACAAGACUUUUAAUGGAUCUGGAUGGACCAAACUGGCGGGAGAAGUUGCCACCCAUCCCCUCUGUGCCCACUUCUGCACAGUUGCGAGCUUGGCACCCGACAGCAGAGAGGACCUCAGCCCAAGCAGGAGAUUCCAGCAGCCAUCACCAACCAAGUGUCCCAGAUGAAAAUAUGUUUAGAAUCCUUAAGGAAGCAGGAAAUCAAUGUGUAAAGGACAAAAACUAUACAGAUGCCCUUAGUAAAUACAAUGAGUGCUUAAAGAUUAACAACAAGGAAUGUGUCAUAUAUACAAACAGAGCGCUCUGUUACUUGAAGCUGUGCCAGUUUGAAGAGGCAAAGCAGGACUGUGAUGUGGCGCUUCAGCUGGAUGACGGGAACGUGAAAGCUUGCUUUAGACGAGCUCUGGCUCACAAAGGCCUCAAGAAUUAUCAGAAAAGCUUAAAUGAUCUCAAUAAAGUACUCCUACUAGACCCAAGUAUUGUUGAGGCAAAGAUGGAACUGGAAGAGGUAACCAGAUUUCUUAAUAUUAAGGAUAAUACAGCGUCAUUCAACAAAGAAAAGGAGAGACGGAAAAUUGAGAUUCAAGAGGUGAAUGAAGGCAGCGGAGAGGUAACUGGACGAGCUUCACCCAAGGGUGCCACUGACUGCCUUGCUUCUGAAAAGGGAAAUGAAAGCGCUGGGCCCCCAGAACUCUGUGAAAAGCUACAGAUCUGCAAACCUAAUAAUGCCUAUGAAUUUGGUCAAGUUAUGAAUGCUAUAAAUACUCAGAAAGAUUUAGAAGCUUGUGCGGAGCUUUUGGCCAUCACUGAACCGAAAGAUCUGCCAGUGUUGUUGAGUAACAAACUUGAAGGGGACACAUUCCUCCUCCUCAUUCAGUCUCUGAAAAAUAAUCUUUUUGAUAAAGAUCCCUCACUGGCAUACCAGCAUCUUUUAUAUUUGAGUAAAGCAGAAAGGUUUAAGAUGAUGUUGACACUAACCAGCAAGAAUCAAAAGGAGCAAAUUGAACAGCUAUUUGAUGGCCUUUUAAACACGUCAAGUAAUCAGUUUACUGUAGAAGAUUUACAGGCCCUCAGAAGGCAGUAUGAGCUUUAA
This is a messenger RNA of Chrysochloris asiatica (Cape golden mole), 2796 nucleotides long. RefSeq names its product sperm associated antigen 1 (gene SPAG1). Lineage: Eukaryota; Metazoa; Chordata; Mammalia; Afrosoricida; Chrysochloridae. Bases 1 to 2796 code for a protein of 931 amino acids. Gene Ontology annotation, cellular component: cytosol; mitochondrion. The record is from RefSeq and is a predicted model, not a curated record. The transcript is spliced from 18 exons. Gene Ontology annotation, molecular function: heat shock protein binding.